UUGGUAUCAUCUUAUAAUUUAGUGAAAUUACUUUAUAUGUGAAAAGUGAAACUCAAAAUGUCUUCUGCAAUUUUAAAUGAUAAUGACAAUCUGAGUGAUAUUGAUCCGAAUCUUUUCAAUUUAAUCUUAUUAAAUGGACCUACUGAAGAACAUUUAAGAGCUGUAAAUGAACUUUUAUCUACAUCGAAAACAAGUGGGAAAGGUUUAGAAUUAUUAAAUUAUCUUCUCAAUUAUUGUACAAUUGAUAUGAUUAGUGAUUAUGUAAUUCUUUGGCUAGACUUUUGCUUAAAAGAAUCAAGUGAAAAUGAAAACUUUACAGAGAGUAAACUAUUAUUGCUAAUUAGCAAACUUUUUGAAAUAUCAUGUAAUAACAAUGACGUAUCGAAAAAGAUAGUUUCGGAUUGUUUAUCAAAAGUAGUUGAUUUAUGCCUUAAACAAACCAAUAAUUCCUAUGAAAGUGUUAGCUGCACUAGAUGUUCUUGCAGUAAGUAUGAAGAGAUUUGGAAGUUGGUUUCCAAGUGACAAACAUCCGAUUGAAACAUAUAUAAUUUCUUUUUUGGAAAAUUCUUCGAGUUAUUGUUGAAAAAGCUGCAGUAGCUUUUUUAUUAUUGACUGCGUAUUUAGAUAACAAAAAAUGCUAUUAAAAUAAG
Messenger RNA from Psylliodes chrysocephalus, 650 nucleotides. NCBI's taxonomy places the organism in Eukaryota, Metazoa, Arthropoda, Insecta, Coleoptera, Chrysomelidae. The record is from the annotation of a GenBank genome assembly.